AAAGCAGGAUGGGAAAAGAUUGCGCAACACAAGUCACAUUGAAUGAAUUAUGAACGGUAUCGUUGGUUCUUCGUUGUAGUAGUUGUAGACUAGAGUAGCUUGCAGGUAUAGGAAUUGGAAUUGGCGCAUGAAUUGAAGGUUAUCGUCGUCUCUCUCCCUCAAUCGCCUUCAAAACUGCAAACUGAUACACGAUCAGAUAAGAUAAGAAGAGACCAAACAAAAAACAAAAAACAAAAGUAGUAACUAAUUCUCAAACUGCAAAUUGCAAUCGUGGCCGUCCAUUCCGUUGACCGAUGAAUAUCAAAAGCGCACACACGAUUCGCACUUCCAUUUCCAAUUCCCAUUCCCAUUCCCGUUGCCAUCGCCAGCGCAUAUAUCAAAUCGAAUAGCCGCAAACCCUUCGCUUCGUCUUCUCCGAUCCGCGGUGGCAGAGGUUGCAUUCGUGGACCUUACAAACCCUAACUCACUCAAUUGCAUUGCCAUGUCAUGAUCCUGCACGCCUGAAGCCACACCAUGAUGAACACAUCCAACGGCAUGAUGUCACCGUCGUCUUCAUCGGCAACGGCACAGUCGCCUGGACUCAAGACCUAUUUCAAAACCCCCGAGGGCCGCUAUAAGCUUCAAUACGAGAAAACUCACCCUUCUGGUCUUCUUCAUUAUGCCCAUGGCAAAACCGUUACUCAGGUAACCCUGGCACAUCUAAAAGACAAGCCUGCGCCUUCUACCCCAACCGCAUCUUCUUCAAGUUUCAGUGCCAGCAGUGGGGUACGCUCGGCAGCGGCUAGAUUGUUGGGAGGAAGCAAUGGAAGCCGGGCACUUAGUUUUGUGGGAGGCAAUGGCAGCAGCAAGAGCAAUGGAGGAACCAGUAGAAUUGGUUCCAUUGGUGCCUCGAGUACAAGUAGUUCAAUGGCUAAUCCAAAUUUUGAUGGGAAAGGAACGUACUUGAUCUUCAAUGUUGGGGAUGCAAUUUUCAUUAGUGAUUUGAAUUCUCAAGACAAGGAUCCAAUAAAGUCCAUUCACUUCAGUAAUUCAAAUCCUGUGUGCCACGCAUUUGAUCAGGAUGCCAAGGAUGGGCAUGAUUUGCUCAUUGGUUUGAACUCUGGCGAUGUCUACUCAGUGUCACUGAGACAGCAAUUACAGGAUGUUGGUAAAAAGCUUGUUGGAGCCCAGCAUUACAACAAAGAUGGUUCUGUCAAUAACAGUCGUUGUACUUGUAUUGCUUGGGUGCCUGGAGGUGAUGGUGCUUUCGUUGUUUCUCAUGCCGAUGGGAAUUUGUACACAUAUGAAAAGAACAAAGAUGGUGCUGGUGAUUCUUCUUUCCCAGUUGUAAAAGAUCAAACUCAGUUUUCUGUUUCCCAUGCACGUUACAGUAAGAGUAAUCCAAUAGCCAGAUGGCAUAUAUGUCAGGGUUCAAUUAACAGUAUUUCUUUCUCAAUGGAUGGGGCAUACUUAGCAACUGUUGGACGUGAUGGUUAUUUGCGAGUGUUUGAUUACGCAAAAGAACAACUUAUAUGUGGUGGGAAAAGUUAUUAUGGUGCUUUGUUAUGUUGUGCUUGGAGCAUGGAUGGAAAAUAUAUUUUGACGGGAGGGGAAGAUGAUUUAGUUCAAGUUUGGAGCAUGGAAGAUCGCAAGGUUGUGGCAUGGGGUGAGGGACAUAACUCAUGGGUCAGCGGAGUUGCUUUUGAUCCAUAUUGGUCAUCACCAAAUUCAAAUGAUAAUGGAGAGACCAUUAUGUAUCGUUUUGGUUCUGUUGGUCAGGAUACACAAUUGCUUCUAUGGGACUUGGAAAUGGAUGAGAUUGUAGUGCCGUUGAGGCGAUGUCCACCUGGUGGGUCUCCGACUUACAGUGCUGGGAGUCAGUCAUCCCACUGGGACAAUGUUGUCCCAUUGGGUACCUUACAACCUGCUCCAAGUAUGCGGGAUGUUCCAAAAAUAUCACCAUUGGUUGCCCAUCGAGUGCAUACUGAACCACUCUCUGGCUUGAUAUUUACCCAGGAAUCUGUUCUUACUGCCUGUCGGGAGGGGCACAUUAAAAUCUGGACGAGGCCUGGCACAGCCGAGAGCCAAUCAAGCACGUCUGAAAAUUUGUUAGCCACCAGUCUCAAAGAAAAACCUCCACUUUCAAGCAAGAUCAGCAAUUCUAGCUACAAACAAUGACAAGUCUUAAUCUAAGGGAAUUUUAAGAAUUUUUUGUUUACAUGGUUUGUUUAUCUUUUAUCCAGUUGUUUCCUAGUUUUAAUAUAAUGUUUCAAGUAAAGAUGAAUCAACUGGUCUACUGUAUAUUCAGUUAUUUACGGAUGAGCAUGCCAUUGUUGGCACUGAGAGGAUGGGAGGGAGAGUUCUCUCCGGCUGCCUGCUGUAAUUAUAAACGGCCGAUAUUAGGAUGUCUGAUUAGUGAUUACAGGAAUAAUGUGAAAUUGGUCCUUUGGAGAUCGGUACUUUUGAAGUGCAUACAUACAAGGCAUUAUUUAUUGUUGGCAUUUCA
Messenger RNA from Cajanus cajan (pigeon pea), 2485 nucleotides. RefSeq lists its product as uncharacterized. Gene Ontology annotation, molecular function: protein binding. NCBI's taxonomy places the organism in Eukaryota, Viridiplantae, Streptophyta, Magnoliopsida, Fabales, Fabaceae. The record is from RefSeq and is a predicted model, not a curated record.